This is a messenger RNA of Fusarium pseudograminearum CS3096, 675 nucleotides long. RefSeq lists its product as uncharacterized. Gene Ontology annotation, cellular component: cytoplasm. The transcript is spliced from 2 exons. Lineage: Eukaryota; Fungi; Ascomycota; Sordariomycetes; Hypocreales; Nectriaceae. Bases 1 to 675 code for a protein of 224 amino acids. The record is from RefSeq and is a predicted model, not a curated record. Gene Ontology annotation, biological process: N-acetylglucosamine metabolic process.
AUGGGCAGCGCAGAUACUCUUCCCUUUUGGAACUACAAUAUCCCAGAAGACCAAAGAACAGACGAGUGCCCUGAAUUUCUUCUCAUCACCCACGAAAAGGACAGGGGCAUUCUCUCCACGCCAGACGAAGAAUACCACAUCUCAACCUGGGACGAGGUCCGAGAUAUCAUACAGGCAAAUCGUCUAGAACUCUUCAAGCGUAUACCUUCAGAGCUUCGCCGCUAUAAGAAGUUUACAUUCCAUCUCAAGAAAACGUACGGCACUGUUGCCAACUUCCUCCUUGAGCAUCGUCUUAAAUGGACGCCUCCUGUAACACCGCGCGGAGCACCCUUUGAGUUUGAGGACGACUACAAGAUCCUAUGGAACGAUGCUCCAUAUGGAAUAGAUCCGAGAAUCGCGCAUCUUGUGGUCUGGACAAAGUUCGAUCUUAAGGAGGAUCCUGCAACAGGCGAUUUGACAGACGGGGCAAGGAAGGAGAUUGAUGAUUUCGUGACAAGAACGUUUCGAGCACAUGUCCCAGAAGAAAAUGUCCUUUGGUUCAGAAACUGGCAAGGUCUGCAAUCAGUGAACGCCAUCCAGCAUCUACAUGUGAUGCUCUUUAACCCAGAUCCUGAUUUUGUUCGGAAAAUCACAAAAGGAGACAUACCUCGAGCAGGAAUGGAACUGAACAAGUGA